AUGCGUCGCUUCGAACGGAUUUAUCAUGUAGUAGAGCCCGUUGAAGAGGACUUGCAGCAUGUUGUGUUGAAAAUAUUAAAGUCAAAGGCGUCUAAAGACAACAGAGAGCUUUUCUCCCUUUUUACUCUGUCAGGUUUCCAUACGGACCAUGCUGGAAAGGGACAUGUGGUUGAAAUACUCGAUUACUUCUCUUAUACAGGUCUGAAUAGAACGCAAUUGUGUCUUGUUUUCCCAGCGAUGAUAUCCGAUGGGGAAGUAAUAACGAUCAGCGGAAACCCGCAAGGGGUAGGAUGUAUCCAGACUGUCUCUUGUCAGAUCCUACUGGGGCUUGACUUCCUUCAUCAGUCAGGCAUCGUCCAUUGUAAUUUGCAACCAGCAAACAUCCUAUUUACAGUUGCCGGGUCCAAUGACAUGGAAGAGCUGUUGCAGCCUCCCGAGUUCAGUCCCGUCAGAUGGUUACCAGGAGUGGCUGAAGACGACAGCGCCCCCAGAUAUCUAGUGCUUACGCAAAGGCGUCGAGGGCAUUUCGAUAAUGCAGAUUGCUCAACAAUCGAGAUUAGGAUUGGGGAUCUGGGUGGAGCUCAAUAUAUACGACACUGUGACCAGCAGCCAGUAACACCUCUAGGCUUGCGUGCAACCGAGCUGAUAGGAAAAGAUAUUGAUGGCACUACUAUCGAUAAAACCAUACACAUUUGGACCUUAGGUUGUCUCAAGCUAUUUAAACUUGCAACAAAUGAGCCACUGUUUCCUCUGGAUACAUUCGGUCUUACACGCGAAGAGAUAGACAGUGGCCACUGUUCUCUCAUUACUCGAAGAGUCGGUUCGAACAGUCACGGGGAUAGUAAAUUGAGAAGAUACCUGAGUAAAAGGCUGCCGAGUAACUUUGGUGCUGAGAGUGUGGAGAACUCGGCAGCAUUCCUUUCACUCAUGUUACAAAACAGCCCUCGGGACCGACUGCCGGCAAGAGACCUACUUCAGACACCGUUCGUAUCAUCUGCAUCUCAUUAUUAA
Messenger RNA from Aspergillus japonicus CBS 114.51, 1011 nucleotides. Its product is annotated as serine protein kinase. Gene Ontology annotation, biological process: intracellular signal transduction; protein phosphorylation. The record is from RefSeq and is a predicted model, not a curated record. Gene Ontology annotation, molecular function: protein serine/threonine kinase activity; ATP binding. The transcript is spliced from 5 exons. Gene Ontology annotation, cellular component: nucleus; cytoplasm. The coding region runs from base 1 to 1011 and encodes 336 amino acids. Lineage: Eukaryota; Fungi; Ascomycota; Eurotiomycetes; Eurotiales; Aspergillaceae.